Molecule: messenger RNA, 2898 nt
Organism: Penicillium diatomitis
Lineage: Eukaryota; Fungi; Ascomycota; Eurotiomycetes; Eurotiales; Aspergillaceae
Product: UTP14 family protein
Exons: 2
Coding region: 1-2898 (965 amino acids)
Biological process (GO): rRNA processing
Cellular component (GO): small-subunit processome; nucleolus
Source: RefSeq, a predicted model, not a curated record
AUGCCCCGCCAACAAACGCAAUCGCGGGCUCCGAAAGAGCGUGGUGCGCGGAAGCCCCCGACUCAAAGGGUUCCCAAGGGCCGCGGCCUCGACGCACUUUCCCGGGCGGAGGAGCAAAUACCUGUCAAACUAGGUGUGCGCCGUAACCGACUUGGUGACUACGAUGACGGUGAAUGGCGAAAGCGGCCUACAGGUGGCGAUGAUGACGACGACGAUGAGGAUAACGAGCCUCGCCCGGACUAUAAGCGCCGCCGAACCGAAGUCUCAGAUGAGGUAGGCAGUGAUGGUGAAGGUCACCGAUGGACGCUCGGGCAGGUCGAUAGCGACGAUGACGAGUCGCUGGACAGCGACGAAGCCCUGGGUUCAAGCGACGAAGAACGUUUCGAAGGCUUCACUUUCCGUGGCAGUUCCUCAAACAAGUCUACGGCAAAAGCAAAGCCAAAAAAAGCCGAUAAAAAGCAACGAUCCAAAAUUUCCCUGUCAGAAGAGACUGACGGAUCAGACGACGACAUGACCGGCAUGAACGACGAGGACGAGGAUGAUGACGAGGAGGAUGGGAUCGAUCUUCUCACUGCCUGGGAUAUGAACACAGCGGCCGAGGAAAGGGCUGCACAAAAGGCUAGCGAAAAGGUCAAAAGGACUGCGGAAGGUGAGGAUAGUGACGAUACGUUUGGAACCGACGGUGACAGCGAGGAUGAUCCCAGUGAGGGCGAUAGCGAUCUGUCGCUUUCCGACGUCGACGACGACGCCGAAGCCCAGGAGAGUGGGUUGUCCAAACUUCAAGAUUUCGUCAAGUCUAUGGAAACCGAUCGGUCAAGGAAUUCGAAGCAACGGUCGCAGGAGCAGGGAGUUCCUACCGAGUAUGGACUCACAUCCUCCCGCAAGCUCACUGUCGCCGACCUCUUGCCAUCCAUCACGGACUCUCGUCUCAAAAGUUCUCUCAAGCACGUCGACGCUGCUCCCCAAGCCACAAGGACAGGAAUUACGGGAAAGCUCGAUGCACCGCUUGCGAAACGCCAGCAGGAUAAGCUCGAUCGCGCAGCCGCUUAUGAGAAGAGCAAAGAAACUCUUGACCGGUGGUUGGAAACUGUCAAAGCCAACCGCAAGGCCGAGCAUCUGACCUUCCCCCUUCCUGAUCCCGACGCGCAACAGUUCCAUCGGCUUGAUGUGGUUCAGCCCAAGAAUGAACUAGAAUCUACAAUUCAGGAGAUAUUGGUUGAGAGUGGCCUUGCGGAGGCCAAUGGAAAGUCUGCGGAGGAUCAGCUUCAAGGGCUCGAGGAGCUCAAGGCACGUGCCUUGCCACUCGAAGAGAUCCAGGCCCGUCGAGCUGAGCUCAGAAAAAGACGAGACCUGCUUUUCCGGGAGGAAGUUCGCGCAAAGCGCAUCAAGAAAAUUAAAAGCAAAGCUUACCGUCGUGUUCACCGGAAAGAGCGCGAAAGGAUGGAGCAACAAGAGCGACAGGCUCUCCUGGAAUCCGGGGUGGAUAUUGAUGAAGCGGAGCGGGACGAGAACGAGAGAAAGAGGGCCGAAGCGCGCAUGAGCUCGAAACAUCGUGACAGUAAAUGGGCUAAGAGCAAUAAGCAAACUGGUCGCACUGCUUGGGAUGAAGACGCUCGCAAUAGUGCAGCUGAUCUCGCCAUGAGGGAAGAGGAACUGCGUAAACGCAUUGAAGGAAAACGUGUGUCCCGGGGAGACGAGGAUUAUUUGGGUUCCUCAAGUUCAGAAUCUGAAGAUGAAGACCCGUGGGCAUCCGACGCCGAUGAGCGUAACAACCGCAAGUUGCGUGCGAAACUCGCAGCCUUGGAGCGUGACUCAUCCGACCAUGAGGAGAAAGGCCCGCAUUCUGCUCUCUUCUCGAUGAAGUUCAUGAAAAAUGCCGAAGCCGCUCGGAAGGAGCAAAACGACGCCGAGCUUCGUCGCCUCAACCGUGAGCUGGAAGGUGAAGACUCACAGUCCGAGGCAGGCUCCGAGGCGGGUCGACGCAAAUUUGGCCAAGCUGAAAAGACGCAGGCUGCUUCUCGACCCAGGGUGCUAGCCAAGGACGAGCUGGAAGAUGCUACCGACUCGGACGCAGAGGAUACUACCUCCCGUCGACCUGAAGAGCGGGUCGCUACCGCCGUAGACCAGAGCGCAAAACAGAAGUCUACGGCAGUUUCUCACUCUCAGAGUCGAGCUCGGACAACGCAGACCAUGUUUGAUCAAAAGUCCCACACUACAGACAAAGAAGAGGAAAACCCUUGGCUUGUUCAGACCGAAAGAAACAAUCGCCGGCGAGGUGGUGCGGGCGCUGAGGAAACUCUCGACAUUGCCCUCGAUGCUCCUCAGCCUCAAGCCUCUCAAGUCAAAGAAUCAUCCAAGAGCGGCAAGCCUGUCAAGGCCGCGUCUUCACGUCAGCAGGAGGAAACAAUGGACAGUGAUGACGAAGAGCAAACGCCUGUGCUUCUGAAGAACCACGAUCUCGUCAAGCGAGCAUUUGCUGGUGACGAGGUUGUACAAGAAUUUGAGCAAGAGAAGAUGGAUACGAUCGCUGAAGAGGGAGAUAAGGUUGUGGAUAAUACCCUUGAAGGCUGGGGUAGUUGGGCCGGUGAUGGCAUCAGCAACCGGGAGAAGAAGAGACAAAAGCGCAACCUCACCACUAUCCAAGGCGUCAAGCCGGAGAAGCGCAAGGAUGCCAAGCUUUCUCGAGUCAUCAUCAAUGAGAAGCGCAUUCAAAAGAACAAGAAGUACAUGGCUAGUCAACUGCCUCACGAAUUCGAAACCAAGGCGCAAUACGAGCGAUCGCUUCGCAUGCCCAUCGGGCCAGAGUGGUCUACGAAGGAGACCUACCAGUCAAGCACCAAGCCCCGUGUCAUGAUCAAACAAGGCAUCAUCAAGCCUCUCGAAAAGCCUCUGCUAUAG